AUGGCCGGGGCCAAGUGGCCUUCAAUCACCCCCAUUUCUCGAGCCACUACGUCUGAAUUCCCUCCCACCCCGAGAGAAGUCGCCGACAAGAUGGGGCAGUUCGACUGGUUCGGCAGCAUCGGCGCGACGCCAGAGGCAGUUGCAGUCCUCAACGACCAGCCCAUUCUCUUCACUAUCCUCCUCAUUGUCCUCGUCGCCGUCAUCCUGCAGUGUGUGCUACUAUGGUACAUCCAUUACGCUACCAUGAAGCCGGAACAAAAGAAAGCCAAGAAAGACAAGAAGAAGCCCGAGAAGAAGUAA
This is a messenger RNA of Chaetomium strumarium, 300 nucleotides long. RefSeq lists its product as uncharacterized. The coding region runs from base 1 to 300 and encodes 99 amino acids. The transcript is spliced from 2 exons. The record is from RefSeq and is a predicted model, not a curated record. Lineage: Eukaryota; Fungi; Ascomycota; Sordariomycetes; Sordariales; Chaetomiaceae.